UAGAACUUGACCCUAGGAUCUGAAACGUAAGCUCCGCCGUUUGCUCCGGUGACAGCGCCGUCAAUGUGGCAGUAAAUGCUGGUUGGUGGUCGAAUUGUGUAGCAACUGGAGAAAAUCAUGGCCUACUGAACACCCUCUCCCCAUUCCCCUUUCCAUCCCACCCUCCAGGACUUGAAGCCGGCGACAGGCGAAACCCAUGGCGGCGGCGCAAAGUGCGGCGAUGUCGGCCGGAAUAUUCCAAAACGGACUGGAAUUUCUGCUAGAUCCAGUUGACAGGUUCCCGUUGACAGAGGUCACUGCCGAUGUUGAGCGGCCAGAUCCGUUGGUGCUGAUGGACGUCCGCCGCUCAGCACCUGCAACUGCAGACUCGUCGUGCGCGGUUGUUGUUGGCAACCUCGGCGGCUCUUCUGAACAGAACAGAACCGGCAGCAAGAGGAAGUGUUCCCCGACACAGUCGGCCGAGUCCACCGGGAAGGUGACCUCAGAGGCACCGGGAUGGACUAGAAGGUUGCGACUUGGGCGUGCACCUCCAAAUAGGAAACCCUUUGCUGGUAGAGUUACACCAUUGGAAGAGACUAUAAGGAGAUACGCGGACAAACCUACGGAAAAUGUAGUUAAACCUGAGAUUGGUAUGAGUUUUGAUUCGCUUGGAGAAGCAUAUGAUUUUUACAACUUGUACUCUUGGGAGCUUGGAUUUGGUAUAAGGUAUGGCAAGAGCCGUUUGAAUGCCGAGAAGACAAAAUGUAUGCAGAAAAUCGUAUGUGGCUGCUCGGGGAAACCAGAACAACAGAACAGCCGGUCUUGCAGAUGCGAGUGCCCUGCAAUGAUCGGAUUGCUAAAGGCUGCAGACAACGGAUGGUACAUUGCUGAGCACCGGGCAAGUCACAAUCAUUCCCUAUCUCUUACUUGCGGCGAAAAAGUUCAUUGGCCGUCUCACAAGCACAUAGAUGUGUACACAAAACAUCUGGUGAAGCAACUGCGGGCAAACAAUGUCAACCUCAACAAGGUUUACAGCAUCGUUGGCAGCUUCUUUGGUUCGUCACAAAGCGUGCCUUUCACAAAAAGGUCUCUGCGUCAUCUCUGUGGUAGAAUUAGUCGAGACCAGGCAGAUGAUGAUGUGAACAAAACCUUGGCUGUGUUCAAGGAGAUACAGCGGAAUUACCCGGAAUUCACGUACCGAGUCCAAGGUGAUGAGGAAAGUAGAAUAAAAAAAUCUAAUGUGGACGAAUAGGAACAGCAAGUUGCAGUACAGGUUCUUUGGUGAUGCCAUCACAUUCGAUAUGACGUACCGGACAAACUUGUAUGAGAUGCCCUUUCGUUUGUUCGUUGGUGUGAACAAUCACUUCCAGAGCAUUAUACUUGCGGGGGUCCUUAUGCGUGAUGAGCAGGUCGAGAGUUUCCCGUGGGUGUUUUCUGAGUUUGUGAACAUGAUGGGGGGUAAACAUCCACAAACUAUAUUAAUGGCCAAGCAAGAGCCAUGGAGGUAGCAAUAAAAAGCGAGCUCCCUGGGACUGUGCACAGAUGGUGCAAGUGGCACAUUCUAAAGAAAGCAAAAGAGAACCUUGGCCCACUGUACACAAGGAAGAGUGAGUUUAGAGCCGAAUUCCACAAAGUGGUGAAUCACAUGAUAAGUGUGGAUGAAUUUGAGACUGCUUGGGGUAUACUUGUUGACAAAUAUAAUCUAAAGUCCCACAAUUACAUGACAAACCUGUAUGAGAUACGUGACAAGUGGGCGAAGCCAUACUUCAAAGGUGUCUUCUGCGCCAAAAUGACGAGCACCCAGCGAAGCGAGAGUGCGAAUAACUUGCUGAAAAUGUACAUGCCGCCAUCAAGCCCAAUGCACGUGUUUGUGAAGCAAUACACGAGGCUUCAAUUUGACAGGGAAUCAGAUGAGAGCUAUGAAGAGAAAAGGACAAGAGUUAGUGGCGCUGUAAUGCGGACAAACAUUGCUAUCGAGAGGCGCGCGAGUAAAAUAUAUACGAGAAAGAUGUUUGAACAAUUUGGUGAGAACCUCUUCGAGGGUGGUUCAUACCAAGUCGAAGAAGUGGAGAAGAAAAACAAAUAUAUCGCAAGGCACAACAAUGCUGAGAAACUAGAAAAGUGGAGCAAGGUCGAAUACGAGGUGACCAUAUCAGAUAACGGUGAUUGGUUCAAUUGUGAGUGUGGGCAGUUUGCUCACAUGGGCAUGCUGUGCUGCCACGCUCUAAAGGUUAUGGACCACAUUGGUGUGCAAGAGAUACCCAAGUGCCACAUAUUAAAAAGGUGGACAAAAGAUGCUAGGGACAUCUUGCCGCAACACAUUGCUCAUUUUCAAAAGGACCUAGCUGCUACUCAAUCGUUUACCUGUCGGAGCUCAACCCUGUACCUGCAUGCUAUGGAAUUGGUGAGGAUUGGAGACUCGUCAGUCGCUGCCUACGAGCUUGUACUAGGGAGGAUCAAAGAAUUAUUCCUGGAGGCCUCUCCGUUAACGGAAAAAAGGGAUGGUCUUGGAAUUGAAGAUAGGAUAGCUGCUGAAGCAAAUAUGAAGAACAAUGGCUCAGCUGUAGCAACCCUGAACGUUGAUGCAGAAUUGUUUGAAAACGAUAACAGCAUGACAGCAUCUGGCAAUUGGGAUGCACUUGCUGGUCUGUCAGCUCCCAGCAAGAAGAGAGGUGUGGGCCGGCCGUGUUCAAGCAGAGAGAGCGCCGUAUGAAGGAUUGUGCAAGCGUACGAGGUUCUGCAGUAUAUGCAAGCUCCCAGGACAUAAGAGGACCACCUGCCCCGACAGGGGUGAUGUACCAAAACAACCUCGGAAACCAGUUACCUGCAAGAACUGCGGUGUGGUGGGACACCGGCGUACCUCCUGCACGAGGCCUCUUGUGCCGAAUGCAUUUUAAACAUUUUUUUGUUUUUCUUUACAAAAGUGUGCACGGGUAGAGUAGUCGAGCAUUUGAGUGUGUGCCCCGUGGUUGAACUUUUCUAGUUUGUAAACUAGUUUUUUUUUCAGUUGAAGCCGUGCUUUUCUGGACCCUUGCAACUGAAUGUCGCAAAAAUAUAUAUCAGCAUAUCUGUUGUUGCACCUGUC
Messenger RNA from Triticum dicoccoides, 3064 nucleotides. Its product is annotated as protein FAR1-RELATED SEQUENCE 5-like. Gene Ontology annotation, molecular function: zinc ion binding. The transcript has 7 exons. Bases 197 to 1231 code for a protein of 344 amino acids. The record is from RefSeq and is a predicted model, not a curated record. Gene Ontology annotation, biological process: regulation of DNA-templated transcription. Lineage: Eukaryota; Viridiplantae; Streptophyta; Magnoliopsida; Poales; Poaceae.